AUGUCGUCUGCAACCACCUUUUACGAUUUUGAACCGGUAGAUAAGAAGGGAUCCCCUUACCCCCUCGCCUCCGUCAAAGGCAAAGUCGUCCUUGUCGUUAACACCGCCUCCAAGUGCGGUUUCACCCCACAAUUCGAGGGCCUCGAGACUCUCUACCAAAACAUUAAGACAAAACACCCCGAUGAUUUCCUCAUCCUCGGCUUCCCCUGCAACCAGUUCGGCAGCCAGGACCCCGGUUCGAACGAUGAGAUCCAGUCGUUCUGCCAGCUGAAUUAUGGUGUCACUUUCCCUGUACUAGGUAAGCUGGACGUGAACGGAGAUCAUGCGGCGCCCGUUUGGACCUGGAUGAAGGAGCAGCAGCCUGGAUUGCUGGGCCUGAAGCGCAUCAAAUGGAACUUUGAGAAGUUCCUCAUCUCGGCGGAUGGCAAGGUUGCCGGCCGCUGGGCGAGUACCACCAAGCCGGAAUCGCUGCAGGGCACGAUUGAGAAGGAGAUCGAGAAGGCGAAGAAGGAGGGUACCCUGGCUUCGGCGCAGGGCAAUGAGACUAUGGCAAAGCUGGCAUAG
Messenger RNA from Aspergillus tanneri, 564 nucleotides. It is a transcript of the gene GPX1, whose product is annotated as glutathione peroxidase. The transcript is spliced from 2 exons. The coding region runs from base 1 to 564 and encodes 187 amino acids. Gene Ontology annotation, molecular function: glutathione peroxidase activity. The record is from RefSeq and is a predicted model, not a curated record. Gene Ontology annotation, biological process: response to oxidative stress. NCBI's taxonomy places the organism in Eukaryota, Fungi, Ascomycota, Eurotiomycetes, Eurotiales, Aspergillaceae.